Molecule: messenger RNA, 2957 nt
Organism: Acanthoscelides obtectus
Lineage: Eukaryota; Metazoa; Arthropoda; Insecta; Coleoptera; Chrysomelidae
Source: the annotation of a GenBank genome assembly
GAUUGUUUUUAAAUGUGCCUCUUGAUUCGUCACACCAAAGCUUAAACCAAAAAUAUGAUAAUAGAAGAUUUCUCUGUUAACUUGGCAACGUGGUUCGUGACGUAACAAAGUUGGGCUUCACAUGCCAUGUGUACUUCCACGUAGAACCAACCGGCAGACCAAAAUCUCUUUUGAUUGGAUUAUUUCGAGUGAUGUGAAAGUGUUACACUGAGAAAACUGGAACUGUGUAACUUCUCUUUCACCUUCUGUCUUUGAAUCAGUGCUACACGUAGUUAAAUAUUCCCUUUACCAUAAUGAGGAUCCUGUGGUUACUCCUUCUUAUCCUGCCUGUAGUGAUAUCAAUUUUUGAAAAUGGUAAUAGAAUAGUCAGCUAUGCUGAGGAAGACUCAAUUGAAGAUGAAGGAGAAGCAGAAGUAGAAGAAGUUGGUACUGUAGAAGAAGAGGAAGAGGAGUCUAAAACAACAGCAUCACCAAAUGCAGAUACAACACUGUUAUUUGUUAAACCCACAUUUUCUGGAUCAUCACAAAUGGAAAUACCAGCAGGCCUGCCAGUCGAAUUUCUGGUUGGUUUCCGCAACAAAGGUGAUGAAGACUUCUUAGUAGAAUCCUUGGAGGCAUCUUUCCGGUAUCCCAUGGAUUUCAGCUUUUACAUCCAAAACUUUUCUGCAAUUGGUUACCACAAAACUGUUACACCUGGCAAUGAGGCAACAUUCCACUACAGUUUCAUACCAUCAGAAGCAUUUGCAGGCAGACCAUUUGGGCUCAACAUCAACCUUAUGUACAGAGAUGCUUCAGGCAACCCCUUCCAGGAAGCUGUGUUCAAUGAAACUGUGCAGAUCAUUGAGUUGGAAGAAGGUUUGGAUGGCGAAACAUUCUUCCUGUAUGUGUUCUUAGCAGCUGGUGUUGUACUGUUGCUUGUGAUUGGCCAGCAGACUCUAUUGUCUGUUGGAAAGAAGCGUUCACCCAGCAGUAGGAAAGCAGCACCUGUAGAAACUGGCACCAACAACCCUAACAAUGUAGAUUAUGAUUGGUUGCCAAGGCAGACAUUAGCUAGCUUAAACAAAGAAAAAUCCCAGAAGUCGCCAAAGGCAGGUAAACAACAAAGCCCAAGGCAACGCAAAGUAAAAAGAUCGACAGGCUCAGAAUAAGUCCUACCAACAUCCAUCGACUCAUUGACUGAUUAGCAUAUAAAAAUUCCAUUUCAUUUUUAUAUAGCAUUCUGUUGUUCAUGUUCAUAUACUUUUAAUGCUCAGAUUGCACUAUUGUCAACAAUUUUUUCUAUUCUCACAAGUAUAUCGUGAAUCUUUGCAGUAUAUUGCUAACGAGAACAAAAAUAUUUUCAUACACAAUAGUCUUUUAUUAGUUUACUAUGAACAAGUUGGCAGUUAUAAUUAAAAUAUGCCAGUUGUACUGAUGGAAAAAUUUGUAAACAUAAUUUCCAACAAAAAGUAAAAAGACCAACAUUUUGUCAUGUUCACCAUAAGCAAACGCUAUUAGUCAAAAUAUGGUUGUGUGUAUGGACUUUUGAGCAUCAAAGAUUCACAUAUUGUAUUUCAAUGGUGUCUUAGUCAUUUUCCCAAGGAAAAUACCGACAUGCUCAGGGUAUCCUGAAAGUUGGAACUUUCCUUUUCAGGAACUACAAUGCUUGACAUAACAAAGCUAAUAUGUGGUGAAACAGAGAAAUUUCAAGUAUUUCUCUGUGGCUGUUCGAAGUUGCCAUUAGUAAAAUGCUUCAUAGAAAGUACGGGUAUUGGAGUCCAGCCAAAGAAUAAAAGGUCCAAUGAGUAUUUAUCAUGCCAUCUCAAACUUAUAAAGGAAAUGUUUGUUGAAAAUGUGACCGACUUUGUGAGGAUUUUCCAAUGACCACACAUGAGUAUUUCGAAAGUUUUUCACACAGUUACGCGUGAAGGUUGAUUCGCCCGUGAUUGAUAUAGACUUCAAUUCCGGAUUAUUUUCAUGAAGGUGCAACAACUACUCACAACAACGCACUAUUACAGAAAAAUCCUCAGCUCGGAGGGCUUGUACACGUUGUACGUAAGGAGGGUACAAUCCAUCAUCAUGCAGUAUUUGCUACACUUUGUCUUGGAGACUUGCACUCGUCUAGCCAGUUCUCUAGUGAUCCUAUCAUCAAUUUGCAGCAUUUGGGGUUGUUUAGGUCUUACACUGUGCCCAUCUCGAAAUUUCUCUAAACGAACUGUAUCUCUAGCUCUUUGCAUAAGGUAAACAAAUCACGUGGCCAUGAAUCUUAACAUCUGGGAAAACAAUCUGCAUACACGCGCGACGUUGUGUUUUGAAGACACUUAACCAUAAAUUAAACUCAUGUCGACAAAAGUUCGAUAUUGCUGUACGAGUGUGCCAACUUUAGUUUUUUUUUUCGUACCGAUUGGUAAAUAAAUGUUUUGUUUACCUACGCUGUCAGUGCGGAGUACUGACGUGCGUUUUCACUUUUGAUCUGAUCGCGAUUGCAGGAGCGGAUUAAGUUCGAUUAAUUUUGCGGAGCCUAAUAUCUCAAGUCUUUUGUGUAUGCUACACUAGGAAAAACCGCUUAUUUUUUCCAGAUCUAUACGCCGUGUAAAGGAAAGUCCAAAUUUGCGGUUACCCCGUAUAGGUUUUACUAACGAGUUAUAAAAUCAAGCAAAAUAAAAUAAUGGCAACUGAACUCUAAAUACGAGAGUGUGUUGUCAUAGACAAGGCCGUAAUCAUAAAAUACAUUGUAUAAAUAAUACAUGCGAUUGAGUAGUUCUUAAAUUUAUUUAAAAUAGUAUCAAUAGAUUUUAUAAAGCUAAGGUGUUAUCAUUAAAUUAUUGAUCGUUUUUCUCUAGUUUUUACGUUUGAUGUGUUGUGAUUCAUUUUAAAUCAGUAAUAAGUUUAUAGACAAUGCACUGUAUAUAUUCCAAUUGCGCCACUAUGGUGGAUUUGAAUAUUUCGAAAAUAAAAGUUUGUUACAAAAUUGUAAA